Messenger RNA from Protopolystoma xenopodis, 267 nucleotides. The record is from the annotation of a GenBank genome assembly. Lineage: Eukaryota; Metazoa; Platyhelminthes; Monogenea; Polystomatidea; Polystomatidae.
AUGAGAUGCCAGUAUCCAGAACAAUAUGUGGACAGCGGAUUGGAUUUGUACAAGGAAUCGGAAAUUCCACAAGAGAAGCUGUGUCUUCGCUACCCUCUUAACGCUUCUGCGGUGGUUAGAGGGAUUAAUUCGUAUAUCUCACAAACUGCAAUUCGGGGUGUAUUGAUGGGACAAAAGGGUUUGCUCAAAGUCGUAUCCAGACUAUACCAUUUUCAGAUAAAUAUGACAAUAAUCGACGGAGGCGGAAAGGAACUCAAGCCUGCCUAA